UGUUUCAAAAACUCUCAUUACAGAACACAUUGGAAGAUCUGUCUGGUGUACUGUCCAAAAACAAUCAUGAAGUUUGUGGCUGUAAUCCUCGCUCUCGCUGUCAUUUCAGGCUGCCAAGGGAACUUCCUGUUUCAGGAUGAGCCAAAAAGCCCCUGGGAGAAGGCAGUGGAUCAGUUCUGGAACCGUGUGUCUGAGCUGACUUCUAGGGCUGAGGAGAUGAGGGACAACAUCAAGGCCACUCAGCUCGGCAGAGAAUUAGACACACUGAUCGGUGACACCAUGACGGAGCUGCAAAUGUAUAAAGAUGACAUGCACUCCAAACUGGGCCCCUAUGCGCAGGAGACUGCCGAGAGAUUCAAUGAAGAUCUGCAACUGCUGACCAGCAAACUCCGCACACACAUGGAGGAUGCUAAGGAUCGUGUCACUGAAUACAGCCAGGAGCUCCGGACUAUGGUGGAACAGAACGCUGAAGACGUCAAGAACAGGGUCAACACCUAUGCCAAGAAAUUAAGGAAACGUUUUAACAAGGACAUCCAAGAGAUCAACAAGAAAAUGGAAACAUACUUUGAGGAGGUUCGGUCUCGUGCCGCUCAGAAUAUGGAGGAUGUGAAGGGUCGUCUUGAGCCUUACUUCACUGCAAUGCAACAGCGUGCUGAAGAUAAGCUGAUAUCUCUGGGAGAACUGCUGAGAAGCCAGGGGGAAGGAAUAAAAGAGAAACUGGAAUCACAAAUGCAGGGCCUCAGAGAGCAAGUUGAGAAGACCACAGAAAAUAUGGGUAACACUCUUCAGGAAAAGGCAGACGAGCUACACAAAUGGUUUGAGCCCUAUUUCUCUCAAUUCCAGAAGCAACUGGGCUAUUAAUACAAGUGCAUAAGAAUGAGGUCUCAGAAAAAUAAUUGGAUUGACUUUUUCAUUUAACUUUGCUUACAAAAAUGAAGGCAUUGGAAAUGUAAAGGUAAUGAGUACAAAUAUAUCUAGGCUACCAUUAGUACUACAUGUAUGUAGCUACAGAUGUAGACUAUGUAAUAUAAAGCUUAAUAAAAACGGGAUGGAUCAAUGA
This is a messenger RNA of Rhinichthys klamathensis goyatoka, 1060 nucleotides long. It is a transcript of the gene apoea, whose product is annotated as apolipoprotein Ea. Gene Ontology annotation, molecular function: lipid binding. The record is from RefSeq and is a predicted model, not a curated record. Gene Ontology annotation, biological process: lipoprotein catabolic process; lipid transport; cholesterol catabolic process. Gene Ontology annotation, cellular component: intermediate-density lipoprotein particle; extracellular region. Lineage: Eukaryota; Metazoa; Chordata; Actinopteri; Cypriniformes; Leuciscidae. The transcript is spliced from 4 exons. The coding region runs from base 67 to 861 and encodes 264 amino acids.